Messenger RNA from Elaeis guineensis (African oil palm), 3962 nucleotides. The record is from RefSeq and is a predicted model, not a curated record. Lineage: Eukaryota; Viridiplantae; Streptophyta; Magnoliopsida; Arecales; Arecaceae.
UUACUUCCUCUCAUUAAAAAAUGUGAAAAGAAAAAUAGCAAUCCAAACACAUAGAUCUGAUCACAUACGCUAACAUGGAAGCCCAGCCUGUCAACAAUCCAAGCUUCAGAAUCAAUGGUUAUCUUGUCUGGUACUCGGAUAUCCAUAUCCUAUUUCGAUCAUUUCUGCCUUUCUGUUGCCGCUCUUCUGAUCUGUAGUCCCCGAAUCUUUGCCAUCCCGAGAACUCCCCCUCGUUUUCUCGGUUCCAUCUCUAAUAACCCCCCAAACCCUCCCCUCUUUCCUCCCCCACCACAGACCCCCCCCCCGCAAGUCUAUCAUCCCGGAAUCCAUGACGAACCGUCCGUCCUCCCAAAUCUACAGUCAGGGUUACUAGUGUUUCCGAAUCCCGAUGGAGAAGCUGGCGUCCGGCCGGUACCCGGCGGCGGGGGCGGCGCUGCUGCAGCAGCUCUCCCCACAAGACUGGGAGACCCUCAUCGACGACUUCCAGUCCGGCGUCCCCGGCCGCCGCGCACGAUGGCUCUCCGUCCCCCUCCUCGAUCUCGCCCUCAACGCCAUCCUCCGCCGCGACUUCCCCUCCUCCCUUAAGCCCCACCUCCUCGUCUUCCUCGAGGAGUCGCUCCCCCUCCUCCCCCUUCCUUCCCCUGCCGCCGCCCUCCCCCCACUCCUUGACGCCCUCCGCGUCCUCCUCCAAUCCCCCUCCCCCGACGCCGCCGCCGUCCGCGACCAGGCCAUCCUCUCCGUCACCGCCAUCGCCGUCGCUGCCCUCCCCUCUCCCCUCCUCACCUCCGCUUCCCCCGAACUCGAGUCCCUCGCCGAGGUCCUCCUCGCCGUCGCUAACCGCCCCAACCACGGCCCCGACCGCCUCUCCCGCGCCCUCGCCUGCGAGUCCCUCCGCGAGCUCGAGCGCGCCAACCCUCUCCUUCUCUCCGACGUCGCCGGACACCUCUGGGCGCUGGCCCAGGCCGAGCGCACGCACGCCGCCCAGAGCUACCUCCUCCUCCUCGCUGCCGUAAUCCGUAACAUCGCCCUCCACGGCCUCCUCUCCUCCCCCUCUUCCAUCCUUUCCACCUCCACCCCUCUCGUUCCCUUCUCCGUCCCCCAAUCCCUCUUCUCUUCUCCCGACCCCAAUCGCGAGCCGUCUGAUCUCAAUCUGAGGGAGAUCCGGCGGGUGAUGGCUUUCCUAUUGGAGCGGCCGCACGCCCUCACCCCGCCGGCGACCAUGGAGCUUGUGUCGAUGCUCACGAGCAUCGCCGGCGUGCUGGAGCAGCGCGUGCCGGCGGUGACGGCGCUCCUGAAGGUGCAGUUCUCUGGCCUGCUUUACUCCUAUGACCCUAUCCUCUGCCAUGUUGUUCUCAUGCUGUAUUCCCGCUUCUCAGAUGCUUUCUCCGGUGAGGACGAGCGGGGCAUCGCCCGCCGCCUCGCCCUCGUUGCCAGGGAGACCCACCAUCCCCUCAUCUUCCGUCUUCUUGCUCUCCAUUGGCUCCUUGGCUUGCCCCGGAUCGCUGAUGGGAAGGCCUCCCUUGCUCCCCUGACACCCAACUUUUACCCGACCGUGUUUGAUCCCCUCGCGCUGAAAGCUAAGAAAUUGGAUGUCCUCUCGUGCGUCGCUGCUAGUCUUGAUGUUUCCAGAGGGGAACGGAAGGAGGAGGAGGAGGGUCGAAAGGCUCAGGUGGUGAAGCUCUUUGAGGAUGGAUUGGUUUGUGUCUCAGCGUUCAAAUGGCUACCACCAUGGAGCACCGAGACCUCAGUGGCCUUUCGAACUCUUCACAACUUCUUAAUUGGAGUCGCCCCACAUCGUAACUGCAGCUCAGAGAAUUCUGAAAUAGGAGAAUUGAUGGAGUCUACCAUUUUCCACACGAUACAGAAUAUGUUGGUGAGCUUGUCAUUGGAGCAUCAUGGAUUAGUUCCGGUGAUUGCUACUUUUGUCGACCGGUUGUUGGCAUGCCAGGCCCAUAGGCAAGUGGGUGAGUGGCUACUUCAGACACUGGAUGAGCAUUUGCUCCCGAAACUUGAAUCAGGCUACCAAUUAGUUUCAUACUUCCCAAUUUUUGGAAGGAUUGCUGAGAGUGAUACGAUACCGCCUCGUGGUUUGUUAGAAUUGCUUACCAGGCAUAUGGUUACUCUUUCGGAGAAGCAUGGCCCUGAUACUUGGUUGAGAUCAUGGUCUCAGGGAAGCAAGGUAUUGGGCAUUUGCAGGAUGAUGCUUAAGCAUCAUCACAGCUCCAGAGUGUUCCUUGCUCUUUCGCAUCUUCUCACAUUCACUUGUCAGUUCUUUCCAGACUUGGAGGUUCGUGACAAUGCAAGGAUCUACUUGCGAAUGCUUCUCUGCAUUCCUGGGAAGAAGCUGAGGCACAUAAUGAAUCUCGUUGAACAGCCUUCAGGAGUCUCUCCUUCUCCUCACCCUGGCUCACUCUUUCAAGUUCCAUCACCUCGUCACGCACAAGAUCUUAAGAAAUCAGUUGGAGUGUCUUCUUAUAUUCAUCUUGAAAGAGUCAUUCCAUUGCUUGUUAAACAGUCGUGGUCACUAACACUACCUAAUUUGAGUAAUGGAGAUUCUAAAUCCAGUUAUGUGGAAGGAAUUAAGGACAUCAGCGCCCCACCUUCUACGGAAUUGGGGGGGAGGGAACCAUUGCGUGUGAUGGAUUCUAAGGUUGCAGAAAUAUUAGGAGUCCUGCGGAGGCAUUUUGCAUGCAUUCCGGACUAUCGACACAUGCCUGCAAUUAAGAUAAGGAUACCCUGUAGACUGAGGUUUGAUUCCGAGCCAUUCACUCGUGUAUGGGGAGCUGCUUCAUUUGCUUUAGAUUCGGAAGAGGUAGAUGGAUUGCCAGCUCUAUAUGCAACUACAAUCACUUUUUCAUCAACAUCAAAGUAUGGUUCUAUUCCACCUUGCCGUGUACCUUUUCUUUUAGGUGAACCUUCAAGAACUGGAUUUGAUAUUGUGCCUGUGGAUGAUACUUCUGAGGAGGAAGAUUCAAGCUUCCGUGCCUCGGUAAUGAUAGAAUUGGAGCCUCAAGAGCCGGUGCCUGGUCUUAUUGAUGUAGCCAUCAAAGCAAAUGCAGAAAAUGGGCAAAUUAUCUCUGGCUCACUUCAAAAUAUUACAGUUGGUAUUGAAGACAUGUUCCUCAAGGCUGUUAUACCGCCUGAUAUUAUGGAAGAUCGGAUUCCAGAAUACUACAUGGAUCUGUUUCAUGCUCUGUGGGAGGCUUGUGGUAAUUCUGCAAACACAGGACGGGAGACCUUUCCUCUGAGUGGAGGUAAAGGGGCUGUGGCAAUUAAUGGGACACAAUCAGUUAAGCUUCUGGAGGUAUUCGCAUAUUCUUUAAUUAGAGCUAUCGAAAGGUACCUGGCUCCCUUUGUUGUAAGUGUCAUUGGCAACCCCCUGGUGAAUGUCGUGAAGGAUAAUGGGGUUAUCAGAGAUGUUGUCUGGGGGGAGGAUUCUGAGAAUUUUGCUGACAGUAACGUUGGUGCCCUGGUACCAUAUUCAGACAACGUACCUCUUCAGCUUCCAUAUACUGAGGGAGAAAGUGAUGCAGAUAGUCCCCCACAAAUCAAUAAGAGGAACAUGGGUAUUUUCCUUGUUUUAAUAUUCCUUCCUCCGCAGUUUCAUCUCCUUUUCCAGAUGGAAGUAAGUGAUGCUUCAACAUUAGUUCGAAUAAGAACUGACCAUUGGCCAUGUCUUGCUUAUGUGGAUGAAUACUUGGAAGCUUUGUUUCUAACAUAGUACUCACAUUGAAGGCCAGAUUUACUUCUGCUGCAUGGCAGGACUUUGACCUUUCUGCCAAGGGUCUGUUCUGUGCCGCAAACAUCUUGUUCUUUUUUAUAUUCUUUUAUAUUGUGGACUCUCUUUUUUUUUUACAAAUCCCACCAAUUUGUCGCAAUUUAUAGUCAAAACUUAUACGUGUCUUUUGGAAGAAUGCAGAUCAUGUAACAUCCCAUUCAUAUUCUAAAAUAUCUUUUUCCCC